Mytilinidion resinicola is the source of this 469-nucleotide messenger RNA. RefSeq lists its product as uncharacterized. Lineage: Eukaryota; Fungi; Ascomycota; Dothideomycetes; Mytilinidiales; Mytilinidiaceae. The record is from RefSeq and is a predicted model, not a curated record. Bases 18 to 272 code for a protein of 84 amino acids. The transcript has a single exon.
CGCCGAUCUAGAGCACGAUGUUCGACUGCCGGAGCUAUUACCUGAAAGGAAGCGAGGCCAUUAACGGUACUCUACUCCAUAUCUCACUUGAUACCACCACACGAUACGAUGCACUGUCUUAUACUUGGAGCCCUCCUCCGCUUGAGGAUCAUAUUGUAAUUGAUGAUAGCAUAUUUCCUAUCGGAUCGAAUCUUUCGGCAGCUUUGACAGAAACUUCGAUGGAAAAACCCUCGUACAUCCAAUCGCUAAGCCAAGCGCUAACCCCCCACUAGACGCAUCCUUAUCGAUAACUGUGGACGUAAAUCAACGUAGGAAGGAUAGUCCACAACACAGCAUUUACAACCUUCUUCGCAACAUGCAUGAUCCGCGUUGUGCACUAUUCGCAGUGGUCGCUGUUGUAGCGUACGUUUGGUCAGGCCGAACUGGUGUGCUCGAGGGAAGGUCACCUAUCGAAACUUUGACUUUCCCG